ACAUUGACAGACAAGAUGCCGAAUACAUACUGUGGCUCGCUUGGUUUAUACGUCGAGUUUGUGUAUUUCUUUCUGUAAAUUGUUGAACUUUUGAGUAUGGAAGUGAUGCUAUAAAAAUAUGAAAACGUAGCUAGAUUAAGAUUAUUACUUUAUAGACCAAUUUGGUAUUUUUAUAGGUAAUACAUAUUAAAACAUUAAACGCUUCCAAGAUGAUGGCUGGAAAAGUGAUGCCCGAAACGGAAGAACAAAAUAGAAUAAGAUUUCAAGUUGAGUUGGAAUUUGUUCAGUGUCUGGCUAAUCCUAACUAUAUACAUUUUUUGGCUCAGCGAGGAUACCUGAAAGAGGCCACAUUCAUAAACUACAUUCGUUACCUACAGUACUGGAGAGAACCAGAGUACGCUCGCUACCUGAAGUACCCAAUGUGCCUUCACUUUUUGGAGCUUCUGCAGCACGAGGCAUUUAGAAGAGAAUGUGUGUCAGCACAGGUUUGCAAGUUCAUGGAUGACCAAGCUAUUUUACUGUGGCAACACUACACGCGGAGACGCACGCGCACACUGCAGCCGCCCGACGCCCCCGCGCCGCCCGCACCCCCCGCGCCUCCUCAGCAGGGCCCGCCGCGCCAGCAGUCAUAGACCACAAGUCAGUUAUGAUUACUAUGUGAAGACAACACUUUGGACUUUGAACUAAGGACAAUGCUGAUCAUGGAUAUUCACCUUAGAACAUGACAUAGGUUUUAUUCCUAUGUUAUUUACAACAACUGGGGUGUUGUCUUAAUGUAACGGGGAAAACUUUGUCAAGCCUAGUGUGCUGGUCACACUUUUGCAAGCAAAGGCAAAUUGUCCCCUGUGAGGUGAUUAGACUGGUUGUAAAUAUUUGUGGGUGAAAUGAGUUUGAAUAUCUCAACAGACUGAGUUAUUGUAACUUGUAGCUGUAAGUUUAAUAUUAAAAACCUUUGUUUAAA
This is a messenger RNA of Helicoverpa zea (corn earworm), 961 nucleotides long. It is a transcript of the gene MED31, whose product is annotated as mediator of RNA polymerase II transcription subunit 31. The transcript has 4 exons. Gene Ontology annotation, cellular component: mediator complex; core mediator complex. The record is from RefSeq and is a predicted model, not a curated record. Gene Ontology annotation, molecular function: transcription coregulator activity. NCBI's taxonomy places the organism in Eukaryota, Metazoa, Arthropoda, Insecta, Lepidoptera, Noctuidae. Gene Ontology annotation, biological process: regulation of transcription by RNA polymerase II. Bases 210 to 632 code for a protein of 140 amino acids.